UCAAUUGAUAAGUGGAAAUAUAUUGAAAUGCAGACAUUCGAACACUUUGAGGAAGCAAGAAAGUGUCUUCAGCAGAUAACAACGAGAACUUUACAACAGUGGGCAAUGGCGAUAGCAUUUCCAUUUAUUACUGAUGCCUUUAAAUUCUCUGCCAGCAAAAGUUGGAUGGACAGAUUUAAGAAUAAAUACAAAAUAAGGCAACGAAAAAUUACAAGGUAUAUUAGUAACAGAGAACUUGCAUCGUUAGAUGAAAUGUUGGAAUCAGCCGAACGAUUCCAAAUACAAACAAGAGCAAUUAUGCCGGACUAUGAUUUUGAUUUUGUUAUCAACACGGAUCAAACAGGCUGUCAAUAUCAAAUUACAUAUAAUAGAAUGCUUGCACCACAAGGUUCAAAGACUGUCCAGAUUACAAAGAAAAGCCUGCAUGAUAUCUCUCACUCUUACACAGCACAAUACACUAUUACUGCUUCGGGGAAAAUAUUACCUGUCGUUUUCUUAUGCAUGCAGGAAUCGACAGGAAAAUUUGGUCCUUUGGUGCAAAAAAAAGUUGAUCAUUUCAUUGCAGAAUAUAAAAACGUUUUUGUAACAUGUUCGAAAUCGGGUAAAUUGACAAAAAAUAUAUAUACAGAUUAUUUAAGAUAUUGUUUAUCGCCUUAUGUUGCAAAUAAUAAAUUUUUAUUGUUGAUUGAUUCAUGGGGAGGUCAAACGGAUUUGACAUUGUACGACGAUAUUUUCGAUGAUGAAGUAGGCAGAUCAUCAUGUACUGUAAAAGUAAUUCCUCCUAAAUGUACACCUCUUUGUCAACCAUGUGACGUUUAUUUUUAUCGGCAAGUCAAAAAUUUUAUUAAAAAGUUGCAAAAUUGUCCCACUUUAUUACAACAGCAACGAGAAAUAGGUGCUCGUGAAGAUGCUAUUAAAAUACAUUCUUUGCUAUUGCAUCAAUUGAGCGCUCCCGCUUUUAAAUCGAUGCUUUUAUACGCGUGGUACGCAUCAAAAUUAAUAGAAGAGAGACCGAUAUUUCUGAAUAUGAACGAAAUAUGUUUUCCUGCUUCAAUGAUUGAAAAAUCGUGUGCUUGCAAAAAUAUGGGCUUCAUUCAAUGUGCUCAUUGUAAAACAAUAUUAUGUUUUGUAUGUUUUUACGAUGAAUAUCAUCCCAAAACAUGUAACUCAUCAUACAAUCAGUCCUCGUAACGUGCUAUUGCGUGUGGUGUAUGUUUUUAA
Mycetomoellerius zeteki is the source of this 1221-nucleotide messenger RNA. RefSeq lists its product as uncharacterized. The coding region runs from base 28 to 1191 and encodes 387 amino acids. Gene Ontology annotation, molecular function: nucleic acid binding. NCBI's taxonomy places the organism in Eukaryota, Metazoa, Arthropoda, Insecta, Hymenoptera, Formicidae. The record is from RefSeq and is a predicted model, not a curated record. The transcript has 2 exons.